Molecule: messenger RNA, 1132 nt
Organism: Anopheles darlingi
Lineage: Eukaryota; Metazoa; Arthropoda; Insecta; Diptera; Culicidae
Exons: 3
Coding region: 154-1107 (317 amino acids)
Source: RefSeq, a predicted model, not a curated record
UUCAUAAAUGCACCAACUAGCACGCUGUAGCAAAGCGAGAAACACAUUUCAACCCAAAAUGAUCAUCACAAGAGCUGCCGUUCUUCGCAGCAAGUUAUCCAGAAAAUCAAGGGCGUUCGCGGCAGAUUGAUCCGCAGCCUCUUCCGAAAGAAGAUGAACAGUGAACCGUACAGAUGCAGAUACACAUGGACGGUGGCGGAAGGGCUGGAAGAGAAGCAAAUAAGCGUACAAGUGGGCGAAUCGGCCACACCGGAUUUGAUUCCACUGGAUGAGCUGCUGGAUCUUGAAUCGUGUCUAGUACUCACCGACACUGAUGAUCGGAACGAGGCGUGCGAGAUGCAGCUGUCCUUCAUUCCGCUCUAUCUUCCGCGAGCCGUUUCGCUCGUGGUCGAGUGUCCCGUGAUAGAGUGUUACUACGGUCGGCUGAAUGAGUAUCUUCGGACGGUGCACGGUGAGCUGGUGUAUACGCUGGGGGACGUGAAGGUGUUCCGUUUCGAUCUUCGUCUAGCGAACGACGAUAUCGACGAAUUGCAGCUCAAAUUCAUCACCCAAACGACGGUGCAUAAGCCUCUCUGCUUGUACGGGACACGGCUCUAUCUGGCCCGGAACCCGAACCCAUUGCGCACGGUAAUGGCAGCGGCCAGUAGUGGUCGCAUCAAUGUAGCAAAGGUCCAACAGCGGUUACAGAACACCGACCUUUCGUCUAGAGCGGAAAGCUGUAAACGGUUGGUACUGGGCUCGUUAGCUUCGUCCGGAGCACAGAAUGCGGCCAACAAUAACCCAUCUCCUUCGCCGAGUGCCGCGCCACCGGAAAUUGGAACGAAACGUGACGAAGUAGAUAGCACACUGUUGAAUCUCUUUAGUAGAAUGCAAACCGUGCCAUCCUCCGAAGGUACAGUCACUGGAUCUGCUAUAGCGAUGAUGGAAGCACUCAUGAAGCAGUACAUAGACGCUAAAUUUGCAGAAAUGGAACGAUUGUUUGAGAGUAAAAUGAACGCCAUGGAACGGCGCCAAAGUGACAAGCUUGAUCAAAUCCUUAUCCUACUGCAGCAGAGACUGUGUCCUGAACAAUCCUCCCCUUCCCCAGUGAUAUUGUCCCCAGAAUGACAACGACGCGAUAGAUUUCCGGGAA